Messenger RNA from Esox lucius (northern pike), 3853 nucleotides. It is a transcript of the gene itga7, whose product is annotated as integrin, alpha 7. Gene Ontology annotation, molecular function: integrin binding. The transcript is spliced from 24 exons. Gene Ontology annotation, biological process: integrin-mediated signaling pathway; cell adhesion mediated by integrin; leukocyte migration. NCBI's taxonomy places the organism in Eukaryota, Metazoa, Chordata, Actinopteri, Esociformes, Esocidae. Bases 294 to 3731 code for a protein of 1145 amino acids. Gene Ontology annotation, cellular component: external side of plasma membrane; integrin complex. The record is from RefSeq and is a predicted model, not a curated record.
CCUCUGUUUCUCUCCAUCACAGGGCAGUAGUGGGGCAGUCACACACAGACACUACCUUGUUUUCUCAGGCUUUUCCACAGACUGACAGCAGCACACGGAGGAAAAAAGAAAGAGGGGGAAAGAAAAGGAAAUAUAUUUACUGAGCUGAGAGGAGCUUGGAAAAGCAGCCACCUUCCUUUCUUUCCACUCACAACAUAAUUGAAACACAGAGAUCCAUAAAGAAAUAUACAAGUCGUCGCUCUAACUGUACGAGGAUUGCUCUGCUACAGGGAUUGUCUCUUCCAUUGAAGACUAUGGCACCACAUGUGAGACAUGGAGGCUCUGUUUCUCUUUCACAGAAAAAGUGUCUUCCUCUCUUUUCUUUCCUUUCCCUCUAUUUCUUGACCGUCGCAGGGUUCAACUUGGACACUAGCAUGCCUCUGACCAAGGAGGGGAAGAAAGGGAGCUUUUUCGGAUUCUCUCUAGCUCUUCACCAGCAGCUCACCCCAGAACCAAAGAGUUGGAUCCUAGUGGGGGCACCACGAGCCAGAGGUAAGGGCCCUAUGAGGAAUCAGCAUCCUGGUGCCCUGUACCGCUGUCCAAUCACAGGCGAGGAGUUUGACUGUGAGCACGUGGACAUUGAUCAGGAUGUUAACUUGGGACGUGAGAGCAAGGACAACCAAUGGCUAGGAGUGACAGUUAAGAGCCAGGGGAUCGGAGGAAAGGUGGUGACAUGUGCUCACCUGUACGAGUUACGGCAGCGUGUUGGCCUUGCAUCGGAGACGCGGGACCCAGUCGGUCGUUGUUAUGUGCUCAGUGAGGACCUGACAGAAAGGGAUGACCUGGACGGAGGAGAGUGGAAGUUCUGUGAGGGGCGACCCCAGGGGCACGAGCAGUUUGGGUCCUGUCAGCAGGGCCUGUCAGCAGCCUUCACUCCAGACAACCAGUUCAUCAUGUUUGGAGCUCCUGGAACGUACAACUGGAAAGGGGAGAUGCGCGUCCAGCUGAUUAACAAGACUCAGUUGGAUCUGGGUUUCUAUGACGAUGGGCCCUAUGAGGUGGCGGAUGAAAAGCAGUUGAAUGCUCAGCUGGUCCCUGUUCCUUAUCAUAGUUACCUGGGGCUCUUGUUCAUGGCUAGUCCAGUUGAAGAUGCGCUGGUGUACAAAACUCUGGAGCCACACUCCAACCGGCCCAUGUUUCAGGAUGUAGCUCAGAAUAGCUACUUAGGCUUCUCAGUGGACUCGGCUAAGGGCAUAAUGAGUCGUAGUGAGCUGACCUUCGUUGCGGGGGCUCCGCGAGCCAAUCACACUGGGGCCGUAGUGCUGCUGCGUAAAGACAAUGUGUACCGCCUGGUGCCACAGCACCUCCUCUGGGGAGAGGAGCUGGCCUCCUCCUUUGGCUACUCUGUAGCUACAGCUGACCUCAACAAUGAUGGUUGGACAGACCUGAUUGUAGGAGCCCCAAACUACUUUGACCGGAAGGCGGAGAUCGGAGGUGCUGUGUACGUUUUCCUUAAUCCAUUUGGUAACUGGGAGUAUGCUCGGCCAAUCAGGCUCAACGGAACCUACGACUCCAUGUUUGGACUGAGCGUCAAUAAUGUGGGAGACCUGGACAAGGACGGAUAUGACGACAUCGCAGUUGGUGCUCCCUUUGAUGGAGAUGGCAAAGUUUUCAUCUACAGAGGCACAUCCUCAGGCAUUGACACCAAGCCUUCGCAGAUUCUGGAUGGGGUGAAUGAAGGGGUGAAGAGGUUUGGGUACUCCAUCUCAGGAGGCAUGGACAUGGAUGGGAACCUGUACCCAGACCUGGCAGUGGGCUCGCUCGGUGAUAAGAUGGUUCUGUAUAGGUCUCGCCCAGUCAUUCACGUUACACGGGACAUAUUGAUCGAACCACAGCAGUACAUUGACUUGAAUCAGCACAACUGCAAAGGCAGAGAUGGAGUGUGUGUGGAAGUCAAAGCGUGCUUCACCUUUACUGCAUAUCCAGAGACCUACUCCCCCGACAUCACUCUGGUCAUACUCUUUGAGGCCGAUACUGAGCGCAGGAAGCUGGGCCUUCCCCAUCGUGUUAGCUUCCUGGGUCGAAGUGCACACGGGCUUGAGUUCACUCACACUGACGAGGUGGAGUUGAAAGGUCAACGCCACCCCGCCUGCCAGAGGGCCACUUUCCAACUUCAUGAUAAUAUCCGUGACAAACUUCGUCCUAUCUCCCUGGUCAUCACCCACACCAUUCGACCCCCCAUAAUCUCUCCAGACACCAACCGACAGGAGAGAGACACACUACCCCCAAUUUUGAGUGUUGCUACUUCCAAUGUCCUGCACUCUGAGGUGAAUUUCCUGAGGGAAGGCUGUGGUGAUGAUAAGAUUUGUCAGAGCAACCUGAAGUUGACCUAUCAGUUUGGAACUCGACCUCCUACCUCAAACCUCUUCACACCUUUGCCAAAGGAUGAGGAGGACAUGGCUGUAUUUUCUUUAUCCGACCAGCGGUCUGUGGUAUUGGAGGUGACCAUCACCAACAUGCCCUCUGACCCUGUUAACCCAGAGGCGGACGGGGAUGAUGCCCAUGCUGCCCAGCUACUAGUCAACCUGCCGGACACCCUGUCCUACACUGGCUUCAGGGGACAGCAGGUGGUGUGUCAGGCCAACCAGAAUGGUUCUCAGGCAGAGUGUGAGCUGGGAAACCCUCUGAAGAGAGACGCUACGCUGAAGUUCUAUAUCAUCCUCAGCACCUCUGCUAUCACCAUAGAGACCACGGAACUCACUGUCAACCUCCUGCUGAAUACAAUCAGUGAACAGCAAGGCCUGGUCCCUGUCACAGCCAUGGCUAAAGUCAUCAUAGAGCUUCCCCUGGCUGUCAGCGGUCUUGCCAGACCACAUCAGCUCUUCUUCAGUGGAGCUGUGAAGGGUGAGAGUGCCAUGGAGACUCUGGAGGAUGUGGGGAGUGCUGUGGAGUUAGAGUUCACGGUGACCAACACUGGCCCCUCCCUACAGACUCUUGGCUCAGCCUUCCUAAACAUAAUGUGGCCUCAUGAGCUGUCCAAUGGGAAGUGGCUCCUAUACCCCACCGCUCUUCACUUCCAGGGACAUCCAGGAACACAGUGUACCCCCCACACAGCCCUCAACCCACGCAGGUUCUCCCAGAGAUCCCCUCUUGAGGACAAGCCACAGGCUGCAGGCUUAAAGCAGCACAGAAGAAAAGGGAGAUCCCACCCAGAGGAGGAAGGACAUGUGAUGACAAAGAGCAGUCUGGGUAGGACCACUCCAGCAGUGGCCGCCUCAGAGAGACGGAAGUCCCUCAAACUGGACUGCUUGCUGGGUUCAGCACAUUGUGUCCUUCUCCAGUGUCCUCUCCACAGCUUCUCAGGCUCUGCAGUCCUCAGGAUCCAGGGACGCUUGUGGAACAGCACCUUCCUGGAGGAGUUCCCCUCAGUCAGUGCUCUAGAGCUGCUUGUCAGAGCCAACAUCACAGUGAAGUCCAGCAUCAAACACCUGGUGCUGAACGAUGCUGUGGCACAGGUUCCUGUGAUGAUCUAUCCAGAGAUUGGCCUGACUGACCAGUACUGGGUCCCCUGGUGGUGGAUCCUUAUAGCCAUCCUGGCUGGUAUUCUGGUCCUAGCGCUGCUGGUCUGCCUAAUGUGGAAGUGUGGGUUCUUCAAGCGUAGUGAACAACGUCCUCAGUAUGAGACAGAAUACUACCGCGCCCAUAAACACGUCCAGCCUUCUGAGGUGGAGAAGCAGGCGUCUGACCAAUAAGCUGCAGCUUCCCCCUCCCCUCCCCUCCCCAGCGUGUGGUUUCUUCCGUCGGGCCCAGUAUAAAGAGAAAGUGCCACAGUACCAUGCAGUGAAGAUUCCUCGUCAAGACAGGCCCCAGUUCC